Oryza brachyantha (malo sina) is the source of this 1262-nucleotide messenger RNA. RefSeq names its product putative nuclease HARBI1. The transcript is spliced from 2 exons. The record is from RefSeq and is a predicted model, not a curated record. Bases 1 to 1041 code for a protein of 346 amino acids. Lineage: Eukaryota; Viridiplantae; Streptophyta; Magnoliopsida; Poales; Poaceae.
AUGUACGAGAUCAUGCAGCACGACGCGCAGUGCCGGUUCACGUUCAGAAUGUCAGCAACGCAGAUCAUCCGAUUGCACGACCUUCUCACCGCAAGGUACGGCCUUUCAGGAACAUCUGGCUUCACUUCUAUGGAAGCGGUGGGUUUGUUCCUGUACAUGAUGAGUGGGGAGUCGAACAGAGAUGCCAACUCAUUCUUUACGAGAUCGAGCUCAACCAUUUCCCGCUACUUCAACUCUGUGCUCGCAAGCGUCAACGCGCUUGCGGCGGACAUCUUGAAGCCGGUAGACCACAACUUUGUUCAAGUUCAUGACGGACUGUUAGCGGAGGACGAUUUUCGACCGUUCUACGGUGCGGUGGGAGCGGUAGACGGGACCCACGUCGAAGUGCUUUCGCCAGGGCAGACCUCCUCGCAGCUGCAGCACAGGAACAGGCACCACCAAGUAACCUCCAAGAACGUGUUGGUCAUAUGUGACUUGGAUGGCAGGGUUCUAUUCUGUGACGCCGGAUGGCCAGGGUCGUUCCAUGACCGGCGUGUUCUAUCAGAUGCCAUUGAUUGUCGUGCUCACAGAUUUCCCAGCCUACCACUGUACUUCCUAGGCGACUCCGGAUAUCCAUGCAAGAUGGGCGUUCUUCCUCCAAUCCCCGGCUUCCCCGUUCCCAGGGACCGACGACAGAGCCGGGCCAGGCGCAGGGUGCCAGAAGGAAGGGAGCACCGCUUCAACGACGUUCACGCUAGCCUGCGCUCAGUCAUCAGGCGCCAGCUUGGGAUCGCGAAGGAGGAGUGGCGGAUACUGGAGAGGAUCCCGCACCACCCGGACCCGGGGUGGCAGCCGAGGGUUAUACGUGCCGCGUUCACGCUGCAUAACUUCAGCUGGGACAGCCGUGAUCCUGCGUUCAUGGAAACAUGCCCGCUGUACAACGGAUCAGCGCCGGUGCUUCCUGCGUGCCCGCCCUUCAGCUACAACUACUUUGCCAUCAACAGCGAGGAGGCAAUGGCUGCACUUCGUGGAUUGAUAGCUGAUGCGCUUAUGCGGUACUAGAGACCGUGCUGUGCUGUGCUAUCAUGAUUUAUCGUAUGCGUUCGAUCUUGCACGCGUACGUACAGAGAAUGUUUUUCUGGCUAAUUUCUUUGGCGAACCGAUCUAGCUAGCUUCUUGCUGGGGUGAAAAUGUAUUGCUGUAAUGCAGAAGCUUUUGGGUUCACAAUGACCCGCACGAUGGCUGUCCUUGUGACCUUGCAAUACAGAGAAUCAGUUCUUCCA